CAAAAAAAUUGCCGGGAAAAUCUGCUCCGCCACAGCUGCUGCUGGAGUCCCUGAAGGAGACAUUCAGGAGGAAAGUGUCUUGAGUGUCUUUAGAGGGAAUCACUCACCGUGUCUGCGCUUCUAUCCGGUACCUGUUCGGGCCGAUAUGGACGAAUACGACGAACUGUUCGAGGUACCGGACGACUUCGACGACCAGUUCGCCGACGAACUGGACGCGUUGGCUCAGAUGGAGGACGAGUCCUCCAAGCUGGGCAGUCGUCAGAAACCGGGUCCAGGAGACGAUAUCUCCGACAUAGAGCACCUCCUGGUUGAUCAGCCCAUCACCCCGAAGGCGAAGCGGCAGAAGCAGGAUGCGGUGCGAGUGUCCAAGCGACUGUUCAACUCGCUGCAGACUCAAGAGAGCAAAGCCCCGUCACAGAGUGAUGACAUCACACCGCCGUCGUCCCCAGAGCAGUACGAACCCUCUCGCACCGCCAGGUCUACCCCAGCCGUGUUGGAUAUCAGUGGCUUUGCUACAAUCCCAGAGACACCCAGGCGACCUCCCACAGCGGCGCCAGCGUCACUGCAUGUGCUGAGGCGGCCUCCUUUAGACGGAGAGUACAUCAGUGUGACAGACUCAUCAGGGAGUCGGGUCUACCUCAGACAGAAAGACGACACAGGGACAAAGGUAGUGGAGUCCAGAAUGGUACCAAACUCCCAGGGUGCACUGGGGCUGCUUGCAGUGCCAAUCAGUGUAAUGAGAGAACAAGAAGCAGAGAGGCAUCACCAUCGGGUUGUGGAAGAAUCUCAGCGUCUUUCAGAGCUGCUGGCCAGCAGUGUGAACGAUGUGUUUGUUGAGCCUGAAAGCAGAGAGGAUAAAGAGAACGAUGAUCCUGAAGACACAGAGGGUCAAACCUCUCGACUCUGGGUGGACAGAUUCUCUCCCCGACACUACACAGAGCUCCUCAGUGAUGAUUUUACCAACCGCUGUCUGCUCAAGUGGUUGAAACUCUGGGACACUGUUGUGUUCGGAAGAGAGAGGAAGUCCCGCCCUGCCCGGUUUGACCGACAAGCUCCCAACCAGAACUCAUUCAAACCCAAUCAAGCCAAUCCGAACCCGAAUCGCUUCAAGAGUAAGAUUGAGGUGACAGAGGAGCUACUGGAGGCUGAACUGGACCAGUACAAACGACCUAAAUAUAAGGUGGCAUUGUUGUCUGGCCCUCCAGGUUUGGGGAAGACCACCCUGGCUCAUAUCAUUGCAAAGCAUGCUGGGUACAAUGUGGUGGAAAUAAAUGCCAGUGACGAUCGCAGUGCGGAAGUGUUCCAGAAACGCAUCGACACAGCGACGCAGAUGAAGUCAGUUUUAGGAGCCAAUGAGAGACCGAACUGCCUCAUUAUCGAUGAGAUUGAUGGAGCACCCGCGGCUGCAAUCAACAUUCUGUUAGCAACUCUGAACAAGAAAGACGGACACGGCGGGGAGGCUGGUUCAGAGACUGCGAAGAAGAAAAAGAAGAAGGAGUCACUCCUGCUUCGACCAAUCAUCUGCAUCUGUAACGACCUUUAUGUUCCAGCUCUCAGACCUCUCAGGCUGCAAGCCUUCCUCCUGAAUUUCCCCCAGACUCAGCCUUCCCGCCUCGCGCAGAGACUGGCAGAGAUCUCACUCCGGCAGGGGAUGAAGGCAGACACAGGCAGCCUCAUGUCGCUGUGUGAGAAGACGGACAACGACAUUAGGUCUUGCAUCAACACCCUGCAGUUCCUCCAUGGUCGCGGCCACAAGCAGGUGGACAGCAAAACCAUCCAGUGUAUCUCUGUGGGGCAGAAGGACCAGAACAAAGGCUUGUUCCAUCUGUGGCAGGAGAUCUUCCAGUUACCGCGUAUAAAACGGAAACGUAUUGGUCAAGGUUUUGAGGAGGCACCAGGUUCAGGCGGUGGAGCUCAGAGGUUUCAGCACAUUCUGAACUUGGCUUACUCUAGUGGCGAGUAUGAAAAGGUUUCUCAGGGUCUGUAUGAAAAUUAUCUGUCCAUGCGUGUGAGGGAUCCCAACCUGCAGAGUGUGUGUGAGGCUCUCGAUUGGCUGUCGUUUUCUGACCGUCUGAACCAAGUGAUUCUGCACGGGCAGAACUUCUCCCUGAUGAGAUACCUGCCCUUCCUGUCAGUCACGUUCCACUUCCUGUUUGCCCACACACACGUGCCCCGCAUCAGCUAUCCCCACAGUCAGCAUGAGGCUGCCUCCCGGCUCGUCAGCUGCAAGAACGCUUUGUGUACCAUGUUGGCUGACAUCCCAGCAUGCAUCAGAAUGAGGAUCAGCCAGCUCAGCCUGACCCUCGAUAUGCUCACGCUGCUCCUCGACAUCAUCUGUCCCAAACUACGGCCUGUGAACCCGCAGCUGUUCAGCAGCAGAGAGAAAGAGCAGAUGCGUGAGCUGAUCGACACCAUGCUGGCAUACAACCUCUCAUACAGGCAGGACCGCACGCCCGAGGGACAAUACGCAUACAUGCUGGAGCCGCGGGUUGAAGAGGUAGUGAGGUACCCGGGCUUGCCUCCGCGCCGGCAGCUGACGUAUCAGGCCAAGCAAACCAUCAGCAGAGAGAUGGAGCAAGAGAAGAUGAGAAGAGCCGAGCAACUGAUGCUGCAACGAAACCCUGUAGUGAAAGAAAAAGAAGAAAAAAAGAUUGCUGGUCCCAAACCAACGAGGAACCAUCAGCAGAGGCUGGAGAACAUUGUCAAACAGACCACAGUGGAGACCAGGCCGGAGGUGGAUUUCUUCGGUCGAGCUGUUGCCCCCAAACCUCAGAGACUGCAGACGUCCUCAGACACAGGUGAGAAGUGUCCGGUUCUUUCUAUGGGAACAGCAGUGGGCAACAGUGACGUGUGGUUUCGGUUCAACGAGGGCAUGUCCAACGCUGUCAGAAGAAAUGUCUACAUCAGAGAACUACUGUAACCCCCCCCCCCCACACACACACACACACACACACACACACACACACACACACAUAAUUCUUUGUGUUAUAUGUAUAUAUAUAUAAAACAUCUGAAUAAAUCCCCAAAUCCAGCUGUUAAAUUCAAAACAGUCUUUAUUUUGAUUGACAGUGUAAAGAGCCAAUAAAAACGUGUUGUUGAACAUUUCUCAGCAGUCCAUCAAAACAGACGUCUAGAAAGCUACUCAGUGCUGUACACUCACACACACACAGUAGUCUUCACAUAAAUUAAAAGCAUUCAGGAGUCUCCCAAUAAAUAAACAUGAUAAUAGCAAUAAUAUGAGUGAGAGUGUGUGUGUGUGUGAGAGUGAGAGUAAAUGAGUGAGUUAGUGCAGCGUGACUUUGAGUGUGGGAGUGCAUGAUUCUUUAGUUUAUAUGCAUCCGUGAUUGUGUGUGUGUGUGUGUGUGUGUGAGACUCAGGCUACCUUCAGGGACAUAUUUCAGACUACAGACCAGUUAAUUGGGGACGGCUUCUCCAAUCGGGGACAAAAGACGUGUCCCCACUUUGGAAAAAAAGGUUAAGAUUAGGGUUCGGCUAUUGGUGGUUUUCCUAUGGUUCAUCUCGAGGAAAUAAAUGGAUAAUGAAAGUCUAUGUAAUGCCCCCAAAAGUGACAUAAGUAAACAUAUGUAUGUGUGUGCGUGCGUGCGCGCGUGUGUGUGUGUCUGUGUGUGACCAUUAGAGGAUCACACACUUGCCCUUCUCCACCCAGGGGUUGGCUCUCAUCAGCUCCGGGUUCAGAAAUGGAUCUUCACAAACACAACCCUCAAUCCACUUCACCAGUCUACAGACAGAAAAAAACACUCACCAUCAGCACAAGUAUACUAAAAAUACUUAUAUGUGUGUGUGUGUGUGUGUGUGUGUGUGUGUGUGUGUGUGUAUACACAGUACACACUCACUCAGUAACGGUGAUGGAGGAUUUCUCUCUGUUGAUUGCCAGCUGAUAUUGAAGGCUUUCCACUUCUCUCCUCAUCUGUGGAACGUCUAACUCCUCCAUGAUGCUACUGCUGUUCACACACACACACAGAGGGGAAAAGAAACACACAACAGACUGAAGCUCGAGUAGAUUACACAAGUUCAGACACACAGAUGUCGCAUCAAAACUCAAGUGGAGUAAAAAAAUAAAUAAAAUGAACCAAAUGUUUUGUUGUAAGAGAGCCAGUGAAGUUCAGCUACAGUUCAGUCUUGUAUUAAAAAAAAUCUAAUUCUGCUUUCACAUGAGCAAAUAUCUGAAGUUGUACAGUGAACAGAGCGAAAUAAACUGUAAUUAUGUGUUUAUUGUACAA
Molecule: messenger RNA, 4241 nt
Organism: Dicentrarchus labrax (European seabass)
Lineage: Eukaryota; Metazoa; Chordata; Actinopteri; Moronidae
Gene: chtf18
Product: CTF18, chromosome transmission fidelity factor 18 homolog (S. cerevisiae)
Exons: 22
Coding region: 146-2920 (924 amino acids)
Molecular function (GO): ATP hydrolysis activity; ATP binding
Source: RefSeq, a predicted model, not a curated record